AUGGCUAUCAUUCGAAAUCUAGUUCUAUUCGUACUACUGGUAUCGAUUCUACCCUGUAGUAGUCUUCGUUGUUUUGAAUGUGGAUGUGACAGCAGUGCUACGGAUCAAUGUAAUUGUACUACAAUAACAUCUUCAACUGAAAAUGAUUAUUGCGUUGUUCUGGAACAAAGAUAUACUGAUCGAACAUAUAUUCAAUUGAGUCGAGUUCCACGAAAUUCCAGUUGGGUAUACAUUGAAGAUCCGUAUUUUGUUUUAACACAAGAAUCGAUUAGAUAUAAUCGAACAACUUCACAAUGGUUUUUGUGGACUACUAAUAUUGUUUUUGGAUGUGACUGGGAUCUAUGCAACGCUCCGAGCCUUAUCGAAUCACUGCCUAAUUCAUUCAAGUUAAACAUAAGUUCAAGUUGGUUAAACACGAAUAUCUAUGGUACCGGUGCUGUUUCAACUUGUAUACGUUGUGAUACCGAAGUCUGUGGUAAUACAUCUAGUCCAGCUGAUUUCAGUCAAUGUACAACGACAACUUGUAAUACAACUUCAGCGUGUUUAGCUUAUGAUCUUUGGAAUAACGUUGAUACUGGUGAACAAUGUCUUCAAGCUCAGUGUGCACCCGAUUAUUUAGAAGGUGAAUUCGGUGACAGCUAUGGCGGCAAAUACCGAGUUGACGUCGAAUCGAUCGUUUACUUAGCAAAAGAUCGCACAGACUACGAUAUUUGGGAAAUUGAUGUUUAUUGUGCUGUUGCGAAUUGUUCUCGUGCGAGUAUGUUUCAGGAAAUACGACAACAAUUGCGUCUUGAACUUGGUGAUUUAUCCAACUUCCCAGCUGUUCGACCAUCAACAACAGAAGCACCAACAACUACGACAACAGCAAUCGAAAAUCCACUUCGAUGCUAUAGUUGUGAAUGUGACCAGGAAGCAACGUGCGAUUGUUCAACAACGGUUGUCAGUUCGCUUGAUUACACAUAUUGCGUUAUCGUACGAGAAAAUUUCGGUCAAGAUGUCUAUAUAUAUUCGGAUUAUUUGGAACUAGAUGCCACUUUGAUGUACAUUGCCGAGUUUCCAUAUGCACUCGUUGAAGAAUCAAUCGAUUAUAAUGAAAAACUAGGUGCAUGGUAUACCACAACAAAUUUCGUCGUUUACGGAUGCAAUUGGAAUCUAUGUAACAAGCCUAGUCUUAUUCCACUUAUGCCAAACAGUUAUCAAAUGCGACUACCAGAAGCAUGGUUAAAUACUAAUAUUCUAGGCACUGGUAAGCCUGUACGAGAUUGUCAUGAAUGUCCUGACGAAGCACAAUGUGGUACAACUGAUUAUCUCGAUGCUAAUACAUGUCCAAUUCAAUCAUGCAACACAACUUGUCUAGUUUUAGACACGUAUGAUGAUCCCGAAUAUGAUUAUUUAUGCUACCAAUCAUUCUGUCUUCCGCCCGACACGGAAGAUUAUCAAUUAGAUCGUCAUCGCAUUGAAAUCGAAGGUGUCAUUUAUGCUAGCCAACAAGAUGUUGUUCAUCUGUGGGAAGUCGAUAUUUACUGCCGUGCUGACAACUGUUCACGUCCAGCGAUAUUCAAAGAACUUCACGAAAAGUUGACUGUUCAACCAGGUACAUUAGCUGCAUUGUUCAAUGAAACGCAUGAUCCAACUAUUCCACAACGUCGGUGCUAUGAUUGCUAUUGUUACAAUAAGAUUGAUUGUCCAUGCAAUCGAACAACAAUAAUGAGAGACGAUGAAACAUAUUGUUUAUUGAUGCGUGAAAACUAUGGUCAAGAUUCUUGGAUUUCAAUGGGACACAUCGACGACGACUCGACUCGUAUACAUAUCCGUGAUUUUCCUUAUCUGCUGGUGGAAGAAUCUAUCAUGUACGACGAACAAUUAGACAAAUGGAACACGAUUACAAAUUUCGUUGUUUAUGGCUGUGAUUGGGAUUACUGCAAUGAUCCUAGUCUUAUCCCGUACUUACCCAACAGUUUUGAAAUGCGUUUGCCGAAUGAUUGGUUAAAUACUAAUGUUCUAGGAUCUGGUGCACCUGUCCGAGAUUGUCAUGAGUGUCCAGAUGCACCUCAGUGUGGUCAAGGUGAUUUUCUUGAUACAAGCCGAUGCCCAAUUCAUUCAUGUAACACCACUUGUCUUGUUUUCGAUGUAUUCGAUGAUCCAUCCGUUGAUGAACAGUGUUAUCAAUCAUUCUGUGCGCCACCUGAUACUGAUGAAUAUCACAUCGACACACAUCGUGUUGAAAUCGAAGGUAUUUUGUAUCUUCAUAAGCAACCACGUGAAAUAGAACUUUGGGAAGUUGAUCUCUAUUGUCGCGCUGACGAUUGUUCUCGGCCCGAGAUAUUCACUGAACUCAAAGCACAACUAAGCGUAAACAUUGGUAAUCUUGGUCCAUUCGACAAUGUUUCAUCCUCAUCAACACAACCAUCAAGUUCAACUACCAGCGGACAGACAACGACAACCAAAUCAAAGGCAUCAGUUUUAACAAAUCUGAAUAUUUAUUUUCUGCUGUUGGCGUCAAUAGUUCUAGCCAUUAUUCAUUGA
Messenger RNA from Adineta ricciae, 2526 nucleotides. Lineage: Eukaryota; Metazoa; Rotifera; Eurotatoria; Adinetida; Adinetidae. The record is from the annotation of a GenBank genome assembly.